AUGCAGGAACAUAUAAAGAACAUUAAUACUAAAAAGGUUGAAGAAAGUAAAAAUGAAGGAAAUGAAUUAUUUAAAAAUAAAAAAUAUAAGGAAGCAUUGAAUAUUUAUCUUGAUAUUACUUCAUAUAUUUGUUCUGGAUUGCAUGAUUCAUCAGAAAUUGCAAAAGUUGUUAAAUUUUUUAAAGAAGAAUAUUCAAAAGAAAUAAAUAAUUCAAAGGAAGAAAAUGAAAACGAAAAUAAUUGGAUUUCUAAUUUGCAUAAUAUCAAAAAUAAUUUGGUAAAAGUAUGUCAUAAUAUAUCAUUAUGUUAUUAUUUUUUGGAAAAUUUUGAGAAGUCAAUUGAAUAUUGUUUUUAUAUUAAUGAAAUGGAAAAAAAUCAUUUCAAAAGUUAUCACACUUUAGGUUUAUGUUUUGAAAAAUUAAAAGAUUAUAAAAAAAGUUUAAAUUAUUUUGAAAGGUGCAAAGUUUUACUUCUAAAAGAAAAGUUAAAUGAAAAUAGUAAAAAAGAAAUUGACAAAAUUAAUGAAAAACUAAAAUAUAUUUUGAAUAUUAUAGAUAAAAACAAAAACUCUGAAACUACAACAAUGGAUUACAUAAAAAAAACAAUUACGGAUGAAAACAAUAAUGAAGAGGAAAAAAUAAAAAUGCUCCAUUGUAUUUACAAUCAAAAACUUUACAUUAUUCUUAAAGAAGGAGUAUUUAAAUUUUUAUUUGAUGUUAUAAAUAAAAAUAAUAGUGUCCAAAUAGAGAAAAUGUGUUUGUAUGCUAUUUAUAAAAUAAUUUCGAAGAUGGAAAUAGAAAGCAUAAAAAUAGAAAAGGAUAAAGAUGAAAAUUGUAAAAAUAGAAAAAUAUGCAUUAAUAAAUUAGAUAAUUUAACAUUUCAGUUUUAUUAUGAUAUAGAUUUUAUAAGAAUACUAAUAUCCUUCAAUGAAUCAUUUGAUGAGAAUUGGAUAAAUAAUUAUAUAAAAAAUAAAACUAAAAAAUUAGAAAGUUUAAAAUUUACAAAAGAUGAAUUUAUUUAUAAAUCAACAGUAGAUAUGUUGGUGUAUAUGAUAAAUAUAAUAAAAUAUAUUUAUGUGAUAAAUAAUGAAAAUAUUUUAAAAAUAAUUAAUUCGUAUUAUUUAAAUAAUGAUAACCAUGAAUUGUCGAAUAAUGGAAUAAAUUCAGUAAUAUUCUUAUGCAAUAAAAAGAAAAAUUUAACACUGAGUAAUGAUAAAAAAAGAAGAACAAUUUUUUUGGAAAAAUUAGAAAAAAAUAGUGUAGAUAUAAAAAAUUCCAUAAUUGAAUUUCACUUCUGCGAUUCAUAUAAAUAUCCUGUUUGCGUUAAUACAGAAAUAAAAAAAAUAAUUCAAAAUUCCAUUAGUAUGUAUGAAAACUUUUCUAAUGAUGUAGAAUACUGCUUAAUUUUAUUACUAACCUUACUUAAUGACAAAAAUAGGCCUAGUGAAAAGGAUACUGAAAUGAAUAAUUUGAUAUAUGAAAGUAUUGAUUUAUAUUUUGAUAUAAAAGAAAUAUCUUUAGAAUGGUGUGUAUGUGUUAAAUGCCUUUUCUUGGUAGAUAAAGAUAUUGUAUUAAAUUAUUUAAUAGGAAAAACGGAAUAUAUGUUUCAAAUUUUAAAUUUUAUUAACAAUUCAAUAGGAAGAAAACCAAAAUAUCAAUUAUCUCUUUACAUUGAUGUUUUAUUGUUAUUAUUAAAUAUACCGGAAUUGAGAUUUAUGUUAAAUAAUUAUAUCGACUUAUAUAUAAAUAUUCUUAAAACAUUAAAUUAUGAUGAAAAUUUUUUAAAAUUAUUAGUUGGAUCUUUUAAAUUGUACAUGCAUAAUAAAGAUUUCAAAGAAGAAGUUAUAAAAAAUAUAGAUUUAUUUUUUUAUUCUAAGGAAAUGUUAAAAAAAUUUCUUUUAAACUACGAUAAAGAAAUUACUGGCAUUUAUACAAAUCAUAGUGGCGAAGCUGAAAAUAAUUAUUUAACUAAAAGAGAAUAUUCAGAUUUAACAGGAAUAAGUAAAAUCUUAAAUGAAAACAAUUACCAAAUUUGUCUUGAAAAAAAAAUAGAAGAAGAUACUUUAACAAAAGAUAAAAAUUUAGAUAAAAACAGUGUAAUAAAAAAGAAGGAAAAGGAAAAAGGUAAAAAAAAUUGCGAGCUUGUAUAUAAAAACCAAAAAAAUGAUAAUAUAGGCUAUGAAAGAAUGUUAAAAGAUAUAAUAGAAAUGUUAUUUUAUUUGAGUUUGCACAUAGAAUUUAAAAAGCAAUUAUUAGAAGAGAAAAAUAAUUAUAUCUUAUUUGCUUUAAUAAGAAUAGGAGACCAUAUAAAUAAAAAGAAGUUAGAUAACACAUAUAAGUAUAUAUACUGUAAUACAAUAAAUAACUUAAUUUUAACAAGAUCAGAUGAGAAAAUGAGAAGAAGAGAAAUUAAUAAAGCUAAUUUAUCUAAUUUUGAUAGUGAACAAAUAGAAGCGUUAGAACAAUUCUACGAUAAAUUACCUAAUGCGGCUAGACCCAAAACGGAUCCAUUAUAUGAUUAUGGGGAUGAUGAAACUAGUAAUAAACUAAUUACUUUAUUAUUAUAUAAUGAGAAAUAUCAAAACAAUACUACUGAAAAAGGUUGUUUAGCUUUACCAAAAGUUACCUAUAAAAAUGGAACAAUUAUUAAUACUAUUUAUAAUUUUAUUAAUAGUAACUUUUUUACAGUAAAUAUUGCUGAGUCAGUUUGUGAUAUCAUUUCCAAGUUUGUAAGAGAUACUAAUAAUAUAGGUAUAGUACUUGUUAAUAAUGGGUUAAAGGCAUUAAUGUUAGCUUCAAAGCAUAUUACUAAUAAAAAAAGUUGUAUAUAUGCAUUAAGUGAAAUAUUUAUAUAUACAAACCCAAAAUUAAUUCAUUUUUAUGAAGCAUAUGAUUCUUUGCCUUUACUAAUUGAUCAACUAAAUCAAGACGACGAAUUGUUAGUAUUUAAAAUUCUAAUGGCUAUAACUAAUAUAUUAACUAUUGACGAAAAUAUAGCAAUAAAAGCUAUUCAAUUAAAUUUAUGGAAUAAAUGUUUUGAUAUUUUAUCAUCAGAAAAUGAUUGCUUAAGAUCAGCUAGCUUAGAAUGCAUAUGUAAUUUGUGUGCACAAUCUUAUGUUCAUCAGUAUGUUUACGAUAAAUAUCAAAAACUUGCUAAAGGAAAUGAAGAAAACCAAGAAAUAAAUUUUGUUGACAUACAAAUAAUUUAUUCUUUUACUUUAGAAUUUGAAAAUUAUAAAGCUGUUUUUGCUGCAACAGGAGCUCUAGGUAUGUUAUCAUCUGACUUACGUUUACCAUUUUAUUUAAUUCGAACAAAAAGUUUUAAUCAUAUUUUUUCCUCUUUUCAAAAAACAAAUAAUCAAGGCAUUCUACUACGUAUAUUAACUUUUUUUAAUAAUAUAAUAUUAAGUGAAAAUAUUCCUGAUGAUAUAGUAAGAAAAAUAAGGGAAAACGUUAAUAAAAAAGAAGGUUUAGAUGAAGAAAAUAAGCAAAUUGCCAAUUUUAUUCUUCAAUAA
Messenger RNA from Plasmodium relictum, 3513 nucleotides. Its product is annotated as tetratricopeptide repeat family protein, putative. The coding region runs from base 1 to 3513 and encodes 1170 amino acids. The transcript has a single exon. Gene Ontology annotation, molecular function: protein binding. NCBI's taxonomy places the organism in Eukaryota, Apicomplexa, Aconoidasida, Haemosporida, Plasmodiidae. The record is from RefSeq and is a predicted model, not a curated record.